AUGAACACAAAAUUUAAGACAUCUGCUGAAGCUCUUCCACACUCACUAGGAAUAAAUGUUGUUCUUCCACUUGGUCCCAGAUCAGCAGUGCCUCCAGCGAGCAGAAGACCAAACAGUAUUGAGAGAAGAAUAUUCAAGAGAACAUUAUCAACAGAAGGGGCAAUUGCUUCUGUAAGUGCUACUAAAACCAGACCACCACCUGGCAGUGCUAAUGUACGGAGACUUUCAGAAAGGAGAAAAUCACAACCUGAAAGUCAAGACUCAAGGCAGGAUGUCAAAUUCCUAGAUAUUGGAGAUACAGCUCUACGAUCCAACAGUUCCAAGCAAAGAAAGAAAGGACUUUCCACAAGUGAUAUAUUAAAGCUGUGCCUGGAGGAAGACCCAAACAGAGUUUUUGAAGUCAGUCUCCAUGGCAAAGGGUUAACCUCAACCCCUGACCUCGAGAAGUUUCACAAGCUGAGGAUUUUGGAUGUAUCGGGCAAUUAUAUCCAGAAAAUAUCUGGCUUGGGAUCGAAUAAGGAUCUCAGGGAGCUCAAAAUAUAUGAUAAUGAUAUCACAGAAAUCGAUGGACUAGGAAACUUGAAAGAAUUAUGUCACCUGCAGCUACAGCAUAAUAAAAUUGGCACAAUUGGCCGAGGACUGUGCAACCUGAAGAAGCUACAGUGUCUGCGUCUCGAUAGUAAUCAAAUAAGCAAGCUUGAAAUACCUGAACUUGUUAGCUGUUCUAAUAUCACAUCACUCGACUUGAGCCACAAUCGGCUGGAAACUCUAGCGCCACUGAGCUACUUACCCAACCUUAGCGAACUAUUUGCCUCUGGAAAUAGAAUAAAGAACACUGGUGACUUAACUAAGUGCAAGAAGCUACAGGAAGUUGACCUCUCCAGGAAUCAGAUAUCUGACCUUUCAGGUCUUGCUAACCUGCCAAACUUACAGAUAUUGGAUGUCUCCCAUAAUCUGAUAAAAACUUUGAAUUCUCUUAUAAAAUUAAGAUCUCUGGAGGAGCUGAACAUUAACACUAACUAUGUGAAAGUACUAUCCUGUGUUGCCAGUUUGUUUCCCAGCCUCCAAGUGUUGCUUGCCUGCGACAACCAGAUCUCUAGCUGGGAUGAAAUUGGCACUUUGUCAGGCUGCUUGGAUCUGGUAGAGCUAUAUGUUGAGCACAAUCCCUUCACAAUGUCUGAUGGGGAGAUGCCUGACUACCAUCAUUUUUUAGCUGAAGUGCUAACUGGACUAGAAGUCAUUGAUGGGGUUACAUUGAAAAAGUCUGAUGUCAAACAAGAUGGUGUUCCCCUCAUGAGACCAAUGUCUGCCUCAAGCAUGAUCACUGUCCGGCAGCUGGACUCCCAGCUGAAAGCAGCCUCAGAUGAACAGGGAACCUUGAUGAAGUCUAUCAAUGAAAGGUUUGAUGCACUGAAGAUGUUGAUGGACAGUUUACCAUCUGAACCACCAAGAUCUCAAACUGCAGAAUCUACCAACACUUCAACAGGCAGCAGAUGCAGUAGUCGUUCAAGACUCAAGGAAGCCAAGAAUUUUGCUGCAAUGAACUUCCAUGGCAUCGAAGGAGAAGGCCCAGUGUGA
This is a messenger RNA of Candidula unifasciata, 1578 nucleotides long. NCBI's taxonomy places the organism in Eukaryota, Metazoa, Mollusca, Gastropoda, Stylommatophora, Geomitridae. The record is from the annotation of a GenBank genome assembly.